Leptomonas pyrrhocoris is the source of this 697-nucleotide messenger RNA. RefSeq lists its product as hypothetical. The coding region runs from base 128 to 697 and encodes 189 amino acids. The record is from RefSeq and is a predicted model, not a curated record. Lineage: Eukaryota; Euglenozoa; Kinetoplastea; Trypanosomatida; Trypanosomatidae. The transcript has a single exon. Gene Ontology annotation, molecular function: arylformamidase activity.
CGCGAUGCCGCACCGUUGUGUACGGCACUCUUUUUCACAUUCGAGGUGCAACAGCGGCGCCUUCUGGAAACAGAAAAGAAGGCGAAUAGAUAAGAAGAGGAAGAAGCCCUCGCAGGGCGUCUGAGUAAUGCGUGUUGUCGAUCUUUCCACGCCGCUUUUUGACGGCAUGGCAGUCUACGCAGGCGAUCCGGCCGUCCGCAUCACAACGGUCUGCACUCGAGAGAAGGACGGGUGGGAGGUGCGGCAGCUGCAGAUGGGUUCGCACUCCGGCACGCACGUGGAUGCCCCGAUUCACAUGCAUGAGGAAGGUGCAAGUCUCGAUGAGCUUCCCCUCGAUCGCUUCUGUGGGUCCGCUGUAGCGGUGACAGUUACGAGCGCCGUCUUUCCGAUGGAGUGCGGUCUUUUGUUUUAUGAGGACGUGCCGGCCAGCUGCGUGCCAUCGAUACUUGCGGCACAUCCUCGAUUUGUGGGGGGUCCAUUGUCUGAGCAAGCGGAGCGCUUGCUGCUUGCGGCGGGCGUGGUCACGUACACCGAUCUUGUGAAUGUGGAGGAGCUGGUGGGGAAGGCGUUUACGUUUUACGGGUUUCCGCUGCGCAUACGAGGCGGCGAUGGGUCUCCCGUGCGGGCCGUGGCUGUCAUCCGUGAUGGUGAAACUGGGAGAGAGUCCUUCACCGAAGGCUGCGCAACGACUUCGUAG